CUCAUCCCUAACGUCUCCUUUCUCGAUAUACCUCCUCUUUCUCCGAUAUCCUUAGUUUAUUAUCUCCUCAGAAAACUACCCCGCUUCCCCUUCCGUUACCAAACACAGCCAUCAUGACCGCCCCAGCCCACAAGUUCAAGGUCGCUGACAUCUCAUUGGCCGCCUUCGGCCGCCGGGAGAUUGAACUCGCCGAAGGGGAGAUGCCUGGCCUCAUGGCCAUUCGUGCCAAAUACGCCGAAUCCCAGCCAUUGGCGGGUGCUCGCAUUGCCGGAUGUCUUCAUAUGACCAUCCAAACCGCCGUUUUGAUCGAGACGCUCAAGGCCCUUGGUGCUGAAGUCACUUGGACCAGCUGCAACAUUUUCUCCACUCAAGAUCACGCUGCGGCUGCCAUUGCUGCCUCAGGAACCCCUGUAUUCGCCUGGAAGGGUGAGACCGAGGAGGAGUACGACUGGUGUCUUGAACAACAGCUGGUUGCAUUCAAAGAUGGAAAGCACCUCAACCUCAUUCUUGACGACGGUGGUGACUUGACUGGUCUUGUGCACAAGAAGUACCCUGAGAUGCUUAAGGACUGCUACGGACUAUCAGAGGAGACUACCACUGGUGUUCACCAUCUGUACAGAAUGUUGAAGAACAAAGAGCUUCUUGUUCCCGCUGUCAAUGUUAACGACUCGGUCACCAAGUCCAAGUUCGACAACCUUUAUGGGUGCAGAGAAUCUCUCAUUGACGGAAUCAAACGUGCCACUGAUGUCAUGAUUGCUGGGAAGGUUGCUGUUGUUGCUGGGUUCGGCGACGUUGGAAAGGGAUGUGCCCAGGCCCUGCACAGCAUGGGUGCCCGUGUCAUUGUGACCGAGAUCGACCCUAUCAAUGCCCUUCAGGCUGCUGUGUCUGGUUUCCAGGUCACCACCAUGGAGGAGGCUGCCCCAGUUGGUCAAAUCUUCGUUACCACCACUGGGUGCCGUGAUAUUUUGACUGGCGAGCACUUCUCCGUCAUGAAGAAUGACGCUAUUGUUUGCAACAUUGGUCACUUCGACAUUGAGAUUGAUGUUGCUUGGCUCAAGGCCAACGCCAAAUCUGUCCAGAACAUCAAGCCCCAGGUCGACCGCUUCCUCAUGCCAAACGGCCGCCACAUCAUCCUCCUUGCCGAGGGCCGAUUGGUCAACCUUGGCUGUGCCACUGGCCACUCCUCCUUUGUCAUGUCUUGCUCCUUCUCCAAUCAAGUCCUUGCCCAGAUCUUGCUCUACAAGUCUCAAGAUGAAGAAUUUGGCAAGAAGUACGUCGAGUUCGGCAUCACCAGCGGCAAGCGAGAUAUCGGUGUCUACGUCCUCCCCAAGGUUCUUGAUGAGCAGGUUGCUCUUCUGCACCUUGAGCACGUCAAUGCCAAGCUGUCCAAGCUCACGCCCAAGCAAGCAGAAUAUCUGGGCUUGGAGAUCGAUGGUCCUUUCAAGGCUGAGAUCUACCGUUACUAAAUCUAUUCUCUUUUAUUUUUCGGUGCAUAUACAACUGCGCAAUAUGCUGGGGUGUGCAUGCAUGACACAUAGACAUUUCAACAUGAGGCUACGAUGUUAUGAAUAAAUCGCAGGGCUACUAUUAGUCCAUCAUUUAGACCCGGGACCCAGGAAAUAUUAAAAGCACUUGUCCUUCAACGGCAAAACUUGUCAAAUUCGCAUAAUAUGGGGUUACUGUUUUCUUUUUUCUUUUCACUUCCUUCAGUUUGGUUCAUAUUUUUGCGCGUCGGGUAAAUAAUACUCUUUUUAACUUAUUCUAUUUUUCGUUGGUGUUUUUGACUUGUGUUGUUUAUUUUGUCCCCUUCUUAUUUGUGUCAGUUGAUGGUUUUCAACAAGGGCAACUCAGACGUUCUAGAAAGCAUCAACGCUAUUCUAUAUUCUCGGAGCCACGUUUCCUUCUAAAACCCCCCGGGGCUCCAAGGAAAUCCUGGAGGGUCAUUAAUAAGAUUCCCCCUCUAAAAAUAAAUUUCAAGAUUUCAACAUAGCAACUUGUAUCUUGUAACCCGUAACUUUUGCGUUUGUCGAUUGAAAACAAGUAGGGACUUUGGUUGUCAAAUAUCACGGGAAAAGCCCCAUGAAUGCUCAAGAAGUUCAUAAUCUUUCGUUCAGCCUCCUAAAUGAAAAGUAUGAAUCGAAAA
Messenger RNA from Blastomyces dermatitidis ER-3, 2143 nucleotides. Its product is annotated as adenosylhomocysteinase. NCBI's taxonomy places the organism in Eukaryota, Fungi, Ascomycota, Eurotiomycetes, Onygenales, Ajellomycetaceae. The transcript is spliced from 7 exons. Gene Ontology annotation, biological process: L-methionine cycle. The record is from RefSeq and is a predicted model, not a curated record. Bases 114 to 1466 code for a protein of 450 amino acids. Gene Ontology annotation, molecular function: adenosylhomocysteinase activity. Gene Ontology annotation, cellular component: cytosol.